AAACAUUAAUUCCAGCCCUCUGGGAAGUCUGUCCCGGCACUGUCCUGUCCCAAACGCAGACACCAAUGUCAGGUGUCGGGGAAAUUUUGAAAGCAGUUGGUGAUUUUGGGCGAUUCCAGAAAUGCUUGGUGUUGCUUUCUGUGAUCCCCUGCCUCAGUGUGGCAUUCCACCAGUUUUGCCAGCUUUUCAUGGUCCCGUUUGUGCCUCACCACUGUGACACCAGCUGGAUCCGCGCCGUCGGCCCCAACCUGACGGAGGAAGAGCAGCUGAACCUCACCCUGCCCCGGGGCACGGACGGGGAGUUUGAGCAGUGCUCCAUGUACUCCCCAGUGGACUGGGACCUCCAUUCCAUCGUGGCCUAUGGGCUGAAUGACACCGAGAAGUGCAUCAAUGGCUGGGUGUACCCCUCAGACCAGCCACCGUCCCUGCUCACCGAGUUUGACCUGGUGUGUGACAGGAAGGACCUGAAUGACAUUGCCCAGGCCAUCUACAUGGCAGGGCUGCUCCUGGGAUCCAUGAUCUUUGGGCCUCUAAGUGACAGGAUUGGCCGCCGCCCGGUCAUUCUGCUCUCCGUCUUCCUCCAGGGCCUGUUUGGCCUGGGAAUUGCCUUUGUGCCCCAUUUCUAUGUGUACAUGGCCUUCAGGUGUGUCGUGGGGGCCUCCGUGUCAGGGAUCACCAUGACAAUACUGGCCUUAGCUACAGAAUGGAUCGGUGUUUCCUCCCGGCCAAAGGCAGUGCUCACUUCUCACUGCUGUUUCGCCAUUGGGCAGAUGAUUUUGGCUGGUUUGAGUUAUGGGAUUCGCAACUGGAGGCUGCUGGAAAUUGCAGGAUCUGCUCCUAUAUUUGCCUUUUUCUUCUUCAUUGGGGUGCUCCCAGAGUCAGCUCGCUGGCUGGUGACCAAAGGCAGAAUCGAGGAAGCCAAGAAGGUUCUGCAGAAGGCGGCAGCCAUCAACAAGCGCAGCCUCCCACCAGAGCUGCUGGAGCAGCUGAAGCCUGAGAAAGAGGUCAAGUCUGGAAGUUUCCUGGAUAUCUUUCAGAAGAAGCACCUGCGGAAGGUGACUUUAAUCAUGUCAUGUGCCUGGUUUGUGAACAGCUUUGUCUACUAUGGGCUGAGUCUGAACGUGACAAAUUUUGGCCUGGACAUCUACCUGACUCAGCUGGCCUUUGGAGCAGUGGAAAUCCCAGCCCGUGUUGGUUGCAUCUUCAUUCUGCAGAGGUUUGGGAGGAGGAAAACGCAGGCCGUUCUCCUGGUGCUGAGUGGCCUGGUGUGCCUGAUCAUCACCGGCAUCCCUGAAGACCAGCCUGUGGCAACCACCGUCCUGGCCACCAUUGGCAAGUUUGCUGCCUCAGCCUCCUUCUCCACCUCCUACGUCUAUGCAGCCGAGCUCUUCCCCACGGUUGUCAGGCAGACGGGCGUGGGGCUGUGCUCCAUGGCUGCACGGGUGGCCGCGAUCCUGGCCCCGCUGGUCCGUCUCCUUGGGCAGCACCACCGGGCCAUCCCCAUGGCCAUCUUCGGGAGCGCCCCCGUGCUGGGGGGGCUGCUCUGUGUCCUGCUACCCGAGACCGGCGGCACCGACCUGGCAGAUGGCACAGGGGACGGCCGUCCCCCGGCUGAGGUCUGUGAAAAUGCCACCAGCGGCUCUCAGAAUGGGGAGGUGAAAGGAAAAGGUGGUGGCCAAGACAAUGAGAGCACGAAGACCACGUACCUCUAGCUGGGUCUGCAGGUGGAUAAAGGCAGCCCAGUGCUGUGGGCACUGAGGACAGGCAGGGUCUCUUCACCACAGGACACCACCAUUGCUUAGACCAUCACUGCCAAUUCUUGGGUUUCCCUGUCUCUUUUGCCUUCCUGUAUCUCCCUCUGUAGCUUGUCCUCAGGCACUGCAGGCUGUCAGUGGUGUCCAAUAGGGCUCUCACCAGAGCAAACUGGGUGCUUUUCCCUUUGAGGAAAAAGAAGAAAGAAAUCAAGAAUUAGAAUGAGGCAUUCCUCAUCAUUUUUCCUGUUACGUCUCCGGGACGAUGAGACUGUAAACUUUGUCCAGUGAAACACCCACGAGAGCACUGAGUGAACUUGCAAGAAAGAACUGGGCUGACUAACAGGAGAGCUGGAGCAGAUGCAGCACUGAAAACAACUUCACACUUGCAAGGAGUGAUUUAUCAUGACUGUCUAGCAAGAUCAUCCCAUUCUCUCAUUAAAAACACUCCCUUUUCCCUUUUCCCUUUU
This is a messenger RNA of Parus major (Great Tit), 2221 nucleotides long. RefSeq names its product solute carrier family 22 member 13-like. Gene Ontology annotation, biological process: transmembrane transport. The transcript is spliced from 10 exons. The coding region runs from base 66 to 1712 and encodes 548 amino acids. Gene Ontology annotation, molecular function: transmembrane transporter activity. The record is from RefSeq and is a predicted model, not a curated record. Gene Ontology annotation, cellular component: membrane. NCBI's taxonomy places the organism in Eukaryota, Metazoa, Chordata, Aves, Passeriformes, Paridae.